Messenger RNA from Erinaceus europaeus (western European hedgehog), 1865 nucleotides. RefSeq names its product RAD9 checkpoint clamp component A (gene RAD9A). Gene Ontology annotation, cellular component: checkpoint clamp complex. Gene Ontology annotation, biological process: DNA repair; mitotic intra-S DNA damage checkpoint signaling; DNA replication checkpoint signaling. Bases 123 to 1277 code for a protein of 384 amino acids. The transcript is spliced from 11 exons. NCBI's taxonomy places the organism in Eukaryota, Metazoa, Chordata, Mammalia, Eulipotyphla, Erinaceidae. The record is from RefSeq and is a predicted model, not a curated record.
GGCCGGGCGGCGCGCGAAAGGGACCCGCGGGCCGGGCGGCGGGCAGAAGGCGGCGGGGCGGCCGCCAGGGAGGGCAGCUGGGGGUCGGGCGGGGCGGGGGCCGGGGCCGGGGCCGGGGCAGCAUGAAGUGUCUGGUGGCCGGCGGCAACGUGAAGGUGCUCGGCAAGGCCGUCCACUCGCUGUCCCGCAUCGGCGACGAGCUCUACCUGGAGCCCCUGGACGACGGGCUGACCCUCCGCACCGUGAACUCCUCCCGCUCGGCCUACGCCUGCUUCCUGCUCGCGCCGCUCUUCUUCCAUCAGUACCAGGCGGCCGCCCCCGGCCAGGACCCGCUGCGGUGUAAGAUCCUCAUGAAGUCGUUCCUGUCCGUGUUCCGCUCGCCAGCCAUGCUGGAGAAGACGGUGGAGAAGUGCUGCAUCUCGCUCAGCGCAAGCAGCUGCCGCCUGGUGGUCCAGCUGCACUGCAAGUACGGAGUGAAGAAGACCCACAACCUGGCCUUCCAGGACUGCGAGUCCCUGCAGGCCAUCUUCGACCCGGCCGCCUGCCCCUACGUGCUGCGCGCCCCAGCCAGGGUCCUGGCGGAGGCUGUGCUGCCCUUCCCGCCUACUCUGGCCGAGGUGACGCUGGGCAUCGGCCGGGGCCGCAGGGUCAUCCUGCGCAGCUACCAGGAGGAGGAGGCAGACAAUCCUGCCAAAGCCAUGGUGACAGAGAUGAGCGUAGGGGAGGAGGACUUCCAGCAGCUACAGGCCCAAGAAGGGACAGCCAUCACGUUCUGCCUCAAGGAGUUCCGGGGGCUCCUGAACUUUGCAGAACCAGCCAACCUGUCACUAAGCAUUCACUUCGAUGCCCCAGGCAGGCCAGCCAUCUUUGCCAUCACAGACUCCCUGCUGGACGGCCACUUUGUCCUGGCCACGCUCUCAGAGAUGGACCCACACGGCCAGGACCCGGGCUGCCCUGAGCUCCAGAGGCCAGUGCCUCAGCUGCAGGCCCACAGCACCCCCCUCCUGGAUGACUUUGCGGGUGAUGACAUGGAUUCCUACAUGAUCGCCAUGGAAACCACCACCUUGGGCAGUAGCAGGGAGGGCCCACGGGUGCUGCCCUCGCGCUCCCCUUCCCCGCGGGCCCCCUCCGAGGACGACGAAGCCGAGUCCACGGUGCCUGGGACUCCCCCACCCAAGAAGUUCCGCUCGCUCUUCUUUGGCUCCGUCCUGGACCCUGCACACUCCCCCCAGGGCCCUAGCCCGGUGCUGGCCGAAGACAGCGAGGGCGAAGGCUGAAAGCCGGCCGCUGCCCACAGGACUCGGGGCCGUGGGGAGCCGGCACCUCUGGCCCCAGGCAGGACUGGAGGUGAUGGCAAGUGGGGCCGCAGGUGAGCUGGCUGGUGGUGCCCAGGUCCUGCACACACACCCACCCCCCCCACGACAAAUCAUGGUCAGAGGAGUGAGCUUCCAAGCCACCUCCUGCAGAAACCAAUCAAUGUCACCCCCUUCCCUGCUAAUCAUGACCUGUCUUCCUGGGCAUACCUCCAGGGGCCCCCUGCACCAGUGUGAGUGUGGCCAGUGGGGGGGUCUGUACCCAGACCUGCCCCACAGCCCCCAAAGAAGGGCCAGGGCCCAUGUUCCUGAAAGGGGAGACCAGCCGUGAAGAAUCCAGCUUUGACCUUUAUUCAGAGACCAGAUGGGUCGCCCCAGGGUUUGGCAACCAUCCCUGAGGCCCAGCAAGGCUGGGGACCCUGAUCUGGCCCUGCUUUGCCCUGAGCUGUAGUCUGGGGCCUCAGAGUCCCACUCAUGGCCAUGGCCGCAAGCGGGGGACGCCCCAGGACACUGGACGCUGCUGUUGAUUCAUUGAAAAGGAAAGACACCAAG